UUUCACAACUACUUCCAGAAUCCCCAAUUUUCACACACACAAAAUGGUGUCCAAAAUCAAGAACCCAAAAAGAUCUCCGGCGAAACACACCCGUCACCGCCGCAAGAAAACACCCGUCAAAUCCGCCACGAAAACCGCCUCGGUCGUAGUCUCGUCGAUUAACAAAUCGAUCUACACUUGUCACCGUCGUCUCGUUAAAAUCUUUUCAAAAAUCGUUAAAAUCGCAACUCCAAAGAGAAAAUCGUCUGCCAGAAAAGGCUACAAAGUAUUGAAAAGUUACCCAAUUGAUUUAAACGACGAAAAAGUUCGUCGAUCUUUGUUUCAAGAACCACUAAUUCCGCUUCCUCCAAUAAAAACCCAGAAUCAAAAAACCGUCUUUCUUGAUCUUGAUGAGACGUUGAUUCAUUCGGUACCUAUCACGAGCCUUAUUCGUCCAAGAAACUUUGAUUUCGUAGUGAAACCGUUGUUAGAUGGAGAAAGGGUGGAUUUUUAUGUACUAAAACGUCCUUUUGUUGACGAUUUUCUUGAAUUUUUAAGUCAAAAUGGUUAUGAAAUCGUGGUUUUUACCGCGGGGAUUCAAGAAUACGCGUCGUUGGUAUUAGAUAAAUUGGAUAAAAAGGGUUUGAUUUCGUAUAGAUUGUAUCGGGAUUCUUGUAAGGAAUAUGAUGGAAAGUUUGUUAAAGAUUUGUCGGGUUUAGGAAGGGAUUUGAAGAAUGCGGUUAUUGUUGAUGAUAACCCAAAUUCGUUUAGUUUGCAGCCGGAAAACGCUAUCCAAAUUAGGCCGUUUGUUGAUAAUCUUGAGGAUAUCGAGUUGAAGAAAUUGAUGGAUGGGUUUUUUGAUAAAUGUAAUGAGUUUGAAGAUUUAAGAGACGCUUUGAAAAAGUAUGAUAAUUUUGGGAAUUUGAAAUGUGAGGAAUUGAUUGAGGAUUGUGGAAAUUCUGAGAAUUUGAACUUUCAAGCUCUUGUUGAAGUUUGAAUUAUAGUUUCGUGUUUCGGUUUACUUGUUUUUUUUGUUUUUUUUUUUUUUCGUUUCGAGGUUUUUAUAGUGUUAAAGUGUCGUUUUUAAGAGUUUACUUGAAUGAUGUUCGAUAGUUAUAUCUGAGAGGAAUGAAAAAGUAGAAGUGUAAUUGGCGAUUACAUAUGUAAUAAAAAUGAUGAUAAUUUUGCAUA
Molecule: messenger RNA, 1170 nt
Organism: Erigeron canadensis
Lineage: Eukaryota; Viridiplantae; Streptophyta; Magnoliopsida; Asterales; Asteraceae
Product: carboxy-terminal domain RNA polymerase II polypeptide A small phosphatase 1
Exons: 1
Coding region: 44-976 (310 amino acids)
Molecular function (GO): phosphoprotein phosphatase activity
Source: RefSeq, a predicted model, not a curated record